This is a messenger RNA of Rhincodon typus (whale shark), 3285 nucleotides long. RefSeq names its product arf-GAP with GTPase, ANK repeat and PH domain-containing protein 3-like. Gene Ontology annotation, molecular function: GTPase activator activity; GTPase activity; GTP binding. The transcript is spliced from 18 exons. Gene Ontology annotation, cellular component: nucleus. The coding region runs from base 1 to 3285 and encodes 1094 amino acids. The record is from RefSeq and is a predicted model, not a curated record. NCBI's taxonomy places the organism in Eukaryota, Metazoa, Chordata, Chondrichthyes, Orectolobiformes, Rhincodontidae.
AUGAACAGAGGAGCAAUCUUGCAACGAAGGACUACUUUUCAUAUCUCUCUCACACUAGUGAAAUUAGAGCCUCUGAGCGAUGGAGGCAGUGGGAGUGAGACUUGUCAGAGGGACAAAGCCACCUUUUCGGAAGAGGAACCUGGUGCCAAGGCUGCAGGGAAGAUUUCUUUAUUGUACGGCAAAGAAGAUGCUUCUGGCCAGCAACCUAAAAGUCCCCAAAAUUUGAGGUUAAAUAUUAUCGAGAAUGUGGAGCCAAUUGAACCUAGAACAAUAGGCGAUCGAAACAGCUUCAGUAUUAGAAAUGAUGAAUUGGGUGAUGGUGCCAGAACAGCCUGGGUUGAAGUGGGCGAAUUACCAAGCAAAUUCCAAGUUGAACCAACGCUAAAAUCCGUAAAUAAAUCUGAAAAUAAGAACCACAAUGAUCACAUUCAACCGUGCCAGAUGUGUGCCAUUGCCAAGAUUGAGGAGAAUCUUGCCAGUCCUUUGGCUUUGGAGAAAAUCCACACAAAAACACAGACUGAAGGCGACCAUCCAAGAAGAUCUGAGGGAGAAAGAGUCUUGAAAGAUCAAACUGAGAAAGCCAUGCGCCUUCACAUCCCACCAGAGCAAUCACUGGAAAGUAAAUGUCCUGAUAUUCCAAUUGAAAAGAAAGCUCAAGUUGAAAGGGACCUGCCACAAGAAAAGGCUGUGACUCUUUCUCAACAUGUGGAGAAAAGCAAUAUAAAACCUAAGCCCCAAUCUCUGCCUGUGAUUGCUGAGAAAAGCCCAGGUAUGCUGAGAAGUUCCAGUGGCAACCAGGGUAGAGCUGAACCAAUUAAAACCUCAGGGAAAAAGGAGAAGAAUCUUCGUCAUACCAACUGCCUGUCUUGGCAAGAGAGUGAAACGAAGAUGAAAAUUCAAGUGAGUAACAGGAAGUAUUCCAGAGUAGAAAGCCUGAGAAGCACGGGGGAGAUGUUCCACAGGAGAGGUACACAGGUAGCAACUGAACAAGGGAAAGGUAAGAGCAGAACAUUGGAUAACAGUGACAUUCAUACUCUUUCUGAAGACCUUGAACAAGGCCGGGGCAUCCCAACACCAGAGAGAACCAAGUCCAAUGCACGGGAUCGAAAGAUGUUAAAAUUUAUCAGUGGAAUUUUCACCAAGAGCGUGGGCGCUGUGUCUGUCUCACCUGCAGGUGGUGGAUUAGCUCAAAGGGAGUUUGCUGCUGGAGCCAAAGGUCCCUCCUCAAAUCAAAAGGCCUUUGUAAACAGCCAGGAAUGGACGCUAAGUCGUUCAGUUCCAGAGCUCCGGUUGGGAUUGGUUGGUAGUCCAUGCAGUGGGAAGUCUGCACUCGUACAUCGAUAUCUGACUGGUACCUACGUGCACGAUGAGUCUCCAGAAGGUGGUCGAUACAAAAAGGAAAUCAAUGUCAAUGGUCAGAGCCAUUUGCUGCUGAUCAGGGAUGAAGGAGGUCCUCCAGAUGCACAGUUUUCAGCCUGGGUGGAUGCUGUUAUAUUUGUCUUCAGCUUGGAAAAUGAGAAGAGCUUUGAGGCCAUUUACAAUUACUACACCAGACUCGCAAGCUACCGGAGUACAGCUGAGAUUGCUGUGAUGCUGGUGGGAUCACAGGAUACACUGGUGUGGUUCAUUAAUGCUGUCCCCCAGCAAGAGGAAACUAGAGAUGCAGCAGCAAGCAAUGGUGGCAACGUGAGUGAUUAUUCCUCUUCUCUUCCCUCCACUCCGAACAUCAGUCACCGGGAUUUGCGGUCUGAUGUUUGCCAAGCCUCUGGUACCCCAGGUUCUGUCCGCAAACAUUCAAAAAGACGUUCAAGUCUUUUCGCUACUCGGCGGGGAAGCGAUACAGAGCGGAGGAGUCUGGAUAGUAAAGCAGAUAAUAUUGGAAGCGGCCGUGCAAUCCCAAUUAAACAGGGUGUGUUGUUGAAGAGGAGUGGAAACUCGCUAAAUAAAGAGUGGAAGAAGAAAUAUGUUACUUUAUGUAACAAUGGUAUUCUGUCCUAUCAUCCAAGUUUACAUGAUUAUAUGCAGAACAUACAUGGAAAAGAGAUUGAUCUUCUCAGGACAACAGUUAAAGUUCCUGGCAAGCGGCCACCCCGUGCUGUUUCAGCCAGUGGCGCCUCCACCAGCCUGAAUGGACUCAUGGGCAGUGGGCAAGAAAGUGUUGAUUCUCUGCAUUCUGGUGGUUUAGACCCUGUUGCUGAGCAAGCAGUUAUUGGUGAUACGCAGGUCAAAGGAAAAUUCCCAAACUGCUCCUCCAUUUCUAGUAGUGAGCAGUGGAGUGAAAAUAGUUCAAAAACUGCUGAAGGGGCUGCCGUAGGUGAAGGUAUCUCAAGUCCCUCAAGCAGCAAGCUGGACUCCCCACCCUCACCCCAGAUAAACCGAAGGAAACAUCGCAGGAAGAAGAGUGUGAGCAGGGCAGAUGGCAUGAUGGGACUGGCAGAAGCCAAACGCAGGGUGUGGAAAUUAAAGCGUUUUGGUAGUUUAAGAAAUAUUUACAGAGCAGAACAAGAGGAGAACAUUGAGUUCACUAUUGUCUCCAGCACGGGCCAGAUGUGGUACUUUGAAGCAGUGAAUUUUGAAGAGAGGGAUGCCUGGGUCCAAGCCAUUGAAAGUCAAAUCCUGGCCAGUCUGCAGUCCUGUGAAAGUAGCAAGAACAAGGCUCGGAUGGACAGCCGGAGUGAAGCCGUUGCCCUCCAGGCGAUAAGAAACGCCAAAGGAAAUUCAUUCUGUGUUGACUGUGCUGCUGCAAAUCCUACCUGGGCAAGUCUGAAUUUGGGAGCACUCAUCUGUAUUGAAUGCUCAGGGAUUCAUCGUAAUCUUGGGACCCAUCUUUCACGAGUACGAUCUCUGGAUCUUGAUGACUGGCCUUUGGAGCUAACGCUUGUGCUGACGUCUAUUGGAAAUGAGAUGGCAAACAGUGUGUGGGAGAAGAAUACUCAGGGACGCAGCAAGCCCACUCCAGAAUCUACACGGGAAGAAAGGGAGAACUGGAUCAGAGCAAAAUAUGAGCAGAAACUGUUUCUUGCAUCCUUGAAAUACCGAGACAUUCCCAUCGGAAAGCAGCUGUUCCGAGCUGUUAUGGAGAAGGACCUUCACAGUAUUUUACUACUCCUUGCUCAUGCCAAGAAGGAGCACAUCAAUGAAUGGACUGAAGAUAAAGACAAACGGACAGCUCUGCAUCUCGCCUGUGAGCGAAAGGAUGUAGUAGUGACGCAGCUUCUUGUCUGGGUAGGUGUUAUUCAGCUGGCACAGAUCUUGUUCCUCAGUGAUAGUUCUAUUCCACUCUAA